This is a messenger RNA of Ixodes scapularis (black-legged tick), 651 nucleotides long. Its product is annotated as coatomer subunit zeta-1-like. The record is from RefSeq and is a predicted model, not a curated record. Gene Ontology annotation, cellular component: COPI vesicle coat. Bases 54 to 587 code for a protein of 177 amino acids. Gene Ontology annotation, biological process: retrograde vesicle-mediated transport, Golgi to endoplasmic reticulum; intracellular protein transport; intra-Golgi vesicle-mediated transport. NCBI's taxonomy places the organism in Eukaryota, Metazoa, Arthropoda, Arachnida, Ixodida, Ixodidae. The transcript has 7 exons.
UCCGUCCUGCAACUGCAAGUGGCUGUUUCGAUUUUGUUUACACGUCACUCAAGAUGGAGUCGAUGUUGUUCGAACCUACGCUCUACACUGUGAAAGCGAUCGCUAUCCUGGACAACGAUGGCAACAGGAUCCUUGCCAAGUACUAUGAUAACACCUUCCCAUCAGUAAAAGAGCAAAAGGCGUUUGAGAAGAAUCUUUUCAACAAAACACACCGUGCAAAUGCCGAAAUAAUCAUGCUGGACGGUUUGACGUGCGUCUACCGGAGCAACGUGGACCUCUUUUUCUACGUGAUGGGCAGCAACCAUGAGAAUGAGCUCAUCUUGUGCAGUGUCCUGAACUGCCUGUAUGACUCCAUCAACCAGAUCCUGAGGAAGAACGUAGAGAAGAAGGUCCUUCUGGACAACCUCGACAUCAUCAUGCUGGCCCUCGACGAGAUCUGCGACGGAGGAAUCAUCCUGGAGGCAGACCCUGCCGCCAUCGUUCAGAAAGUUGCACUUAGGACAGACGACAUUCCGCUGGGAGAGCAGACGGUAGCGCAGGUUUUCCAAUCGGCAAAGGAGCAACUCAAGUGGUCCCUACUGAAGUAACUGCACGAUUGUUGGAAGCAUUGUAUGAUAUCUAAAGACUGUACAAUAAAUUGCGUACAAAAAC